AUGUCAAACGUAGAUCAGCACUUUGAGGAAACCUUUGAUCAACCACAACAAUUUUUGAAAGCUCAAGCAUUUGAAAGUUGUAAGAAAAGUAUUGCUCAGCGUCUCGGCUGUCAAAGCAAGUGUCCGGGCUGCGGUGCAAAAUGUAGUAGGCCAGAACCGCAUGAAGAUGAAAGGGUAGAACAAUGGCGUGAUCCAUGCCAUUGUCCUCCGGAUAAGUCACAAGCGUUUCACGGUGCUGCAUAUUACAAAAAACAUACACCGGCUCUACAAUUAUGUUAUCAAUGGUGGAGAACUCCAUGUGUAUACCGUGGUGACGAUGAUGAAGUGGGCGUGUUUCCAGUUGCCAAAUAUUAUAACGAGAAGUAUCGGGCUUGGUAUAAUGAUUUAAAUCAGCUGUCUACAACGGGAGUGGCAUGCAGUGAAACUAUCUCGCCGCCUGAUCAAAGACGAGCAUGGAUGGUUGUACGUCAUACACUGAUCAAACACUAUAAUGAAUCACAUAAAAUGAUUGCUGAUCCCAAAGGAUACGGUAGCAAAUUGUAUCCAUCAAACGUUGAAGCUCUGCCAGCCGAUUUUCAGCUAACGUGGAAAAAUGAAGAUUUUGAAUUCUAA
Didymodactylos carnosus is the source of this 612-nucleotide messenger RNA. Lineage: Eukaryota; Metazoa; Rotifera; Eurotatoria; Philodinida; Philodinidae. The record is from the annotation of a GenBank genome assembly.